GUGUCAGUAAGAAUAGAAAUUCCUCAAUUGCUGACAUAUUUGCCACUUUAGAGUCAAUGCUGGAAAUGCUCCAAAUGUAUCAAACAAGGUGAGAGGUUGAGAUGAUCUGAGGUCUGUCAAACUAGGCAGUUUGACUUGUGAAAUUAUCUGCCAUAUGUUUCUUCAUUUAAUUUGUUAGUUGUUAUCUGGGUGAUUUUUUUCUCCCCAGACUAGGGCCAAAAGAACACAUGAUGGAUUCAGCCACACACUUUCAUGGUAACUGCCUCAGAGGGAAAGAAAACAUUUCCGCUGUGAGAAACAUUGUUUUAACACAUCUUAUCAAGAGGCUUCAAGGCUGUUUCAGAGAUGCCAGCCAAAAUGUGGUGAGGGCUACCAUGAUUGGAAGUUUUAAAUUAUGGCCCACAAAGAUAAAUCAAGAAUUUGGAGAAAAAGAGGUAACCAUCCUGACUGCACAUUAUGAACCAGUAUUAGAAGCUGCCAAUGUGAAACUUAGUGAAGUGGAUGCUGAAUGGAGCAUGUUGAAAUUAGAGAUUUAUGCCAGAUUUCCGAACAUUCGAAAAUUGACCUGGGAUUUUGUGAAUUCCAUUUACUUACACAAGUAUCCAAAUAUCCUGACACUGGUCGACCUAGUGUUGACCCUUCCUGCAAGUUCAGCUGAAGCAGAACGUGGCUUUAGUCAGAUGAAAUGGACCAAGUCACACAUGCAUGCAAAAAUCAAGGCUGAAAUUAUGACGGAUGUCCUAAUUAUUCAGUUGAAUUCUCCAGACAUUAAUAAUUUUGACCCUAGGAAAGCUAUCCAUUUAUGGAAUACAAGAACACUGUCUUCAACUGGUGACACAAGACCUAAUUCAGAUUGCUCAUCAAACUCAGAAAGCCAUUAUGAAAGUGAUUAGCAGUAUGCAAAUGUUGACAUUGUUGUUGCAUAUGAAUGUAGCUCUUUUGCAUAGUAAAAAAAUAAAAUAAAAUAAAUAUUUUCCAGAAACCUGAAAUUUAAAAGUAAAACAGUAACUUGUCUUCACAUCAAACAAAAGGCAUUUGGCUUCUUCCAAACAUACAGAGUAAAAAGCCCAAGACUGUUUCUUCUAUAGCUUUCUAACUUCCCUUAUGUAUUCAUGUGUUCUUUCACACUAUUUUGGUGGAGCUGUAUGCUUCUACACAAUGGUGUUAUUUUGAUGUCGUUUUUUUUGAGAGUUAUCCCUAAGGGUGACCAGAAUAUGAUUACGGUCUGAGUUCCCUUAGGCCUGGCAUACAAUUCAUUAUUUUUCCUCGAUAAUUCUAAGUGAUAGUUGCAUUAGGUAAUUAACUUAGAGCCAGACUGAAAGAAAGCUUCUCUUUUCAUCUGUGAACAAAAUUUGUAAGUUUAUGUAAUUAUUUUAUUGCAACUAUAUCACUACAUGCUUUGGCCAUGUAAGUAACAAAGGCAAAUAUUAAAAC
This is a messenger RNA of Cercocebus atys (sooty mangabey), 1434 nucleotides long. RefSeq lists its product as uncharacterized. The transcript has 3 exons. Gene Ontology annotation, molecular function: protein dimerization activity. Bases 228 to 893 code for a protein of 221 amino acids. The record is from RefSeq and is a predicted model, not a curated record. Lineage: Eukaryota; Metazoa; Chordata; Mammalia; Primates; Cercopithecidae.